Messenger RNA from Styela clava, 1063 nucleotides. Lineage: Eukaryota; Metazoa; Chordata; Ascidiacea; Stolidobranchia; Styelidae. The record is from RefSeq and is a predicted model, not a curated record.
UUUGAAUUAUUUUUUUAUUUACAAUCUAAGGUUGGGAGACCUCUGGGAAGCUAGCAGCAAAACACGAUAUUGAGAAGUUAUAACGUUCAGACGUUACGGUCGAAUUGGCGCAUUAUACUGUAGUCUGCAAGAAUGGCAAUUGCAAUACUCGGUGAUGCAGAAAAGCGCUUUAUAAUUCAUGGAAUACAAGAGGAUUUGCGGAAUGAUGGACGAGGUUGUGAAGAUUACAGACACAUUGAUUUGGAAGUAAAUCUUGUUUCUAACACGAAUGGAUCUAGCAGACUGAGAAUUGGGAAUACAGAACUUCUUGUCGGCGUGAAACUUGAUCUCGAAAUGCCACUGGCAAAUUCUCCUGACCAAGGAUUGGUGGACUUUAACAUUGACUGCUCCCCAAAUGCCACACCACAGUUCCAAGGUAGGGGCGGUGAAGAUCUUGCCGCAACCAUAAAAAGUUUACUAACAAGAGCCUAUAACAAUAAUCUUGUGUUAGACCUCAAAAGUUUAUGUAUUGUGCCUGGGAAAAACUGCUGGUCAGUGCAUGUUGACGUUCUCAUAUUGGAAUGUGGCGGCAAUCUUCUUGAUGCAGUGUCGAUCGCAGUAUUCGCUGCUUUGUUUGACACAUCCAUCCCAAAACUGGGAGUGACUGAAGGUGAUGAGGGGGAGGUGGAAAUUAACUUGCCAGAUGAUCCAUUGGACAGUAUCCCCAUGAAUGUGACUAAUUGUCCAGUUUUUGUAACUUUGUCAAAAGCUGGUCAGAGAUAUAUUAUCGACGCCACAGCCGAGGAGGAAGCAUGUUGUUUGGCAAGUGUCAUUUUAUCAAUUAUGAAAGAUGGCCGCUGUACAGCUCUGCGUAAAGACGGCUCUGGUAGCCUGGACCCACAGAGUAUUAGCGAAAUGCUAGAUGUGGGAAAGAGAGUAGGAAUAAAUUUGCAUAAAUGUAUUUUGAAGUUUCUUAAAAACAUGCCAGCUGUGAAAUUUAAUGACAAAACUGGUUUCCUUUGACUAAAACAAUCUUCCCCGAUGCUAAUGUUUACCCAUAAAUAUUACCUAAAAUUAUAUUAGC